UCCCCCAAACUCUUCAUUCAUUCUCAAGUAAUAAUCAUGGCAACAACUUCUUCAGCUCUCAGAGUCUCCUCUUCUCUCUCCUCCAAGCUCCCAAACUCAGAGAAAAACCUCUCAAAGUUCUCGCAAAAUCUAAGUCUGAGAUCACUCAACUCCAUCUGUUCAAAAAAAUCCAGAUUGGAAACUAAUUCUCAAAAGAACCCUGUUACUGCUUCUCUGUUUUCCACUAAAGCUUCGAAGGAUUCUGAAAGGCCGAGCAAAGUCCAGAAAUUGCAUGUUUAUGAGAUUAAUGAGGGAGAUAGAGGGAGCCCUGCUUAUUUGAGAUUGAGCCAGCAGCCUACGAACACUCUUGGAGAUUUAGUUCCCUUCAGCAACAAGCUCUACCACGGUAACUUAGAGAAACGCCUUGGAAUCACAGCAGGCCUGUGUGUGUUAAUCCAGCACGUGCCUGAACGAAACGGAGACCGAUACGAAGCAAUCUACAGCUUCUAUUUCGGAGACUAUGGUCACAUAUCGGUUCAAGGACCGUACCUGACGUACGAGGAAACGUACCUUGCUGUCACCGGUGGAUCAGGCAUUUUUGAGGGCGUCUAUGGUCAGGUGAAGUUGCAGCAGAUCGUAUUCCCAUUUAAGCUCUUCUAUACUUUUGAGCUCAAGGGGAUCCCUGAUCUCCCUAAGGAGCUUCUUGGUACUCCGAUUCCUCCGUCGCCAACAGCAGAGCCCACGCCAGCUGCAAAGGCCGCGGAGCCCCACGCGGCGCUUAAGAACUUCACCAAGUGAUGUUAGCCCUGUUGAUUGUGGAACUAUCUAGAUGUUAGCAUGUUGAUUGUGAUAGCGCCUAGUGGUUCAAAAAGUAUCUAGUGAUUCUGUUCUAUUGUAUUAAUGAUGCAACAAAAGAAUGUCUACUUGUUGACAGUGGAUUGGAGCAGUGAAUAUUUUCUCUUGUUGAUCAUUUUUAGUAGUAAUGUUAAUUGUAAGACGAGAGUAGUAAUUGGCGAGGAUUUGGCUGUGUGUUAGUCAAUUUGUAGGAGGAUCAUAGUUUAAAUUUUGCGUGUGUUUGUGGACUUGAGUUGUUGGAUGUAAUGAAAGAUUGGAAUAAGUUGGUGAUGAGCAAGGUACACUUGUAAUAAGAUUGAUCUCUUAAUGAA
This is a messenger RNA of Asparagus officinalis (garden asparagus), 1145 nucleotides long. Its product is annotated as allene oxide cyclase, chloroplastic-like. Bases 37 to 777 code for a protein of 246 amino acids. The record is from RefSeq and is a predicted model, not a curated record. Gene Ontology annotation, biological process: jasmonic acid biosynthetic process. Lineage: Eukaryota; Viridiplantae; Streptophyta; Magnoliopsida; Asparagales; Asparagaceae. The transcript is spliced from 3 exons. Gene Ontology annotation, molecular function: allene-oxide cyclase activity.